Molecule: messenger RNA, 326 nt
Organism: Dentiscutata heterogama
Lineage: Eukaryota; Fungi; Glomeromycota; Glomeromycetes; Diversisporales; Gigasporaceae
Source: the annotation of a GenBank genome assembly
UAAUUUAUCAUUUUUGGCCUUAUUCUUGAUUAUUCUUUCUAUCGUUUCAGCAGAAACUAUAAAUGUUGCUGUCGGCGGUGAUUCGUUAACUUUUAGCCCACAAAACAUUACUGUAAAUAAAGGCGAUACGGGAAGCUGUACCCCAUCCACAUCCCUUAAAAGCGGCAAUGCUACUAUUUCCGAUGCAAGAACUAGUGGCAUGGUAAUAUUUACAAUUGAUGGUUCUGAUUCAAAAAUCUGGUAUUAUUGUGGUGUAGGUAAUCACUGUAAAAUGGGUAUGUGGGGUAUGAUCUCUUUAGCAGGUUCUGACAGUUCUGGUACAAAAG